Anoplopoma fimbria (sablefish) is the source of this 3040-nucleotide messenger RNA. It is a transcript of the gene zfand3, whose product is annotated as zinc finger, AN1-type domain 3. Lineage: Eukaryota; Metazoa; Chordata; Actinopteri; Perciformes; Anoplopomatidae. Gene Ontology annotation, molecular function: DNA binding; zinc ion binding. The record is from RefSeq and is a predicted model, not a curated record. The transcript is spliced from 6 exons. Bases 308 to 1033 code for a protein of 241 amino acids.
UCCAGCUGACCGGCCCAGGAUUCCCCGGUGGCUCUGCCCGUCGCUUGGCUGUGACGGCUUCCCCGUUUCAACGACCGAUUUAAACGGUUAUAAUUCCACGGAGUCAGUGGCCGCUCGUGUCGGCAAACCGUUCCUCGUCCGGUGAAACGUUGAAGGAAUUACCGGGCCCCGGUGGGGUAUUGUCCUCUGUACUUGUCAAAGCCAAAGGGAGGAGGGAGGGGGGGGGAUCUAAAGCACAAAAUACGAGGCCCUCUCUCCAGCCCCGGAUUCACCUGCUACGCGAGGGAGCCUCACGCCAGACACCGACAUGGGGGACACCGGGAGCGAGGGCAGCAAGCCGCCGAGUAACGUUAACGUUGUACCCCCGCGCUGCCCCUGUGGUUUCUGGGGAUCAAGCAAAACUAUGAAUCUCUGCUCAAAGUGUUUUGCAGACAUUCAGAAGAAGCAGCCAGACGAUGAUUGUGCCCCAAAGGCCUCCUCAAGCUCCAGCAGCAACCAAGCAGACAUCUUCUGUACUGAAACAAAAAGCAGCAUUAGUCAGUCACUGAUGUCGGUGCCUAGCACAUCAGAAGACCCUUCGCCAGGAGAGACAGGAGCGCCAUCUCUACCUGCUCAGGACGAAGUAUCCAGCACAGACACAGUCUUCAGCUCACUGUCCACUCCCACAAAACGCUCCUUUGAGUCAGCCUCAGAGUCGGAAAGUGAUGUUUCACCCGAGAAGAGGGCAAGAGUGGGUGACGUGCCAGAGGGAGAAGAGUCUUCAUCGUCAUCAUCAUCCUCUUCUCGCAGUGGCUCUAAACAGCGGAGCCGCAAACGUUGCCAUCGCUGCCAAACCAAACUGGAGCUGGUUCAGCAAGAGCUGGGUUCCUGUCGCUGUGGUUACGUCUUCUGUAUGCUCCAUCGGCUCCCAGAGCAACAUGAGUGUCUGUUUGACCACCUGGGCCGCGGUCGCCAGGAGGCCGUCCUGAAGAUGGUCAAGCUCGACCGCAAGGUGGGCCGCUCAUGCCAGCGCAUCGGAGAAGAGUGCUCCUGAGCGGCCGUUCUCUUUAGAAGAAUCUCGGUGAUCAGACGGUGUCUUGGCACCAACAGGGAUUUGAUUUUUUUUUAUUUUGUUUUCUUCUCAUUUUGUUUUUCAAGAUUUUUGCAGGUUUUUUGGAUACAAACCUCCACCCUUUCUUUUAAAUUAUGCUCCCUCUUUUUAAGUCCCACUGUUACCCAUGUCCCUGUUGUUUUCUGCUUCUGUUGGCUUGAUCAUAUCCCUGCUGCUAAGAUGCCUUUUGGAAAAUCCUAACCCAGGAAUGACAGAACAAUAAAGAGCAAAAGGAAAUAUACAAUUUCUUCACUUUUUUUUGCAAAAGCUCCUGACUACACAAGUGUGAGCAGAGUAAGACGUCGAGAAGAAAUACAAUGCUUUAUACAAAUGUUUGUCCCGGAAGCCAGUUUAAGACUAUACUCUUUACCUCAAAAAAGAAAAAGAAAAAGAAAUAAAGAUUGACGAGGAGAAGGAGGUGAAAAGGAUCGUUUCCCUUUGUGUACACUUCUGCUUUGGCGCUGUUUAUAGACUGUGCUCUUUACCUCAAAAUCAGACAGAGCUCCUUUGUACUCUGCGCCAAGCAUGGACUUUGUGAAGCAAACCAAGCAGGCCAGCCUCAGUUUAAGUCAGUGUCUUACCCCCUGGCCGUCCACUACCCACAAUCCCUUAGAAACACCUGUUAAUCACCAACCUCAGGAUAUCAGGAUAUCAAAGCCCAAUCUUCCACUCCCCUCGCCAACUUGCAUUCUUCUCUUUUCCUCUACAGGACACCUUUGUUUGUUUUAAGGUUUUUCAGAAGGUGUUUCUGCUCUGUUGAGGAAGCCAUUGUGGACAAUUAAACUGGGGUGAUACUGCAAGUCCAAAUUCACAACUUGCAGUGUGAGUCAGACUCAAAACUGUUAAAAGUGAGCUGGUUGUCCUUGGAUUGCAAACUGAUCUGUCAUCAACAUUGGGAUGUGAUUGAUCGAGACCUUAUUUGACACAGAUUUUCUCUGUCUUCCUGUUUUUGUCUUAAGUCUUCAUCUCCUUAUUCCCCACAGCCCUCCCUCACGAAGACAUGUCCUCUGCACACGUCUGUUUUUAACAACAUGUGGAUUAUGUGUGCUGGAUGUGUACAAAUUCAGGAAGACAACAUUUACAGGACAUGACGUAUAUUGAAAUUUGAGUACGAUGUGUGACUGGACCUGCAACGUCUGCGUCGUACGCGUCCACUCUAUACUUCUACAAAUACGCACUCUCUCUCACACCUUUGUUGUUUCCAUGUGCUCGGCUGUUGUUCACAUUGAGCACAAGCAGGCAAGUUCGGACAUUGCUGUUGAGUUUGGACCGAAGCUGAGAUGGCAGAGCGCCACUCAGAAGGUUCCUGUUUAAGACGUGUGAUGGUUGUUAUCGUUCAGGUUUCGCAUAAUGUCUUAGGCCUUCAUUUCGAUUAUCCACAUUUAAAGGUCAUUUGAUACGAAACUAUUCUUUGGUUGUCAGUACUUUAAUUUCCCUUCCUUCCUUUAAUGCCCCAUGUUUUCAUUUCCAGCUAGCAUGAUGAGCUCACAUGCAUUCUCCUCCUCCUGCUUUUCACUUUACUUUUCUCACCUUUCACUUUAUUGAUUGGUCUAUUUUUCCUUUCCAUCGCCCUCUCAGUCUCCCCCUCCCUCUCUCUUGCUGUAGAGGAGGGAGGUGGCAGCUGGGGUGAACAGCACGCUGAAAGUUUAAAUCAGCAAAUAAUUACUUUCCAAAUGUUUUCCUGGGUGGACUGUGGAAGGAAUGAACAGAAAAUGCAUAAUGAAUGAAUAUUCUGUAUCUUAAAGAAAACCUUAUUUAACCCCUUUUUUUGCUUUUCACUUACACUUUAGUGUAGAACUGCUUUUUGUUUUGGUUGUAAUGUGGUUAUAAAAUGGGAAGAUGAACAUGGAAAAUUCUAUAUUUUUGUUUCCAUUGUUUUACUUUAUGCUUCCCUUUUUCCAACUUUUUCUUUUACUGAGAAAAAAUAAACUGGAUUAGAAAAAGUGAGAA